Messenger RNA from Microplitis demolitor, 3947 nucleotides. It is a transcript of the gene mus201, whose product is annotated as DNA excision repair protein ERCC-5. NCBI's taxonomy places the organism in Eukaryota, Metazoa, Arthropoda, Insecta, Hymenoptera, Braconidae. The transcript has 3 exons. Gene Ontology annotation, biological process: nucleotide-excision repair. The coding region runs from base 528 to 3944 and encodes 1138 amino acids. Gene Ontology annotation, cellular component: nucleus. Gene Ontology annotation, molecular function: DNA endonuclease activity; single-stranded DNA binding. The record is from RefSeq and is a predicted model, not a curated record.
UGGACACGUAAUUCUGCUGAGCGUUGCGAUGAUAAAAAAUAAAUGUGGUGAUAUUAUAAAAUAUGUAUGUCUGGUGAUGUUUGAAUUAUUAACAAGUAGUCAUAGUCUAGGUAGAGUAUACUGUGAAUAUAAUAGAUUAUCGUUACUGUGCAAGUAACGUGUUGUCUAACAAGACAUCCGCUGAUGAGAAAUGAAACUUCAUGACCGCAACAAAUCGAAUUUUACACGUGUGUAUAUGAAUGAGAUUAUAAAAUAUGUGUGUGUCGUGUUAUAGCGCGCGUGAGAAUUUUAUUGAGGGAUAAAAUUAUUACUUUCUGUGACAUCUUGCGUUGGAAAUUUUAAAAUUACUUUAACACUUUGUUACCGACAUGACAGUAGUUACCAUAGACAUAUGAUCAGUAAUCAUUCACAAAACGUUUUUAAAUGUUUAUGUUAGAGGAAUGUUUAUUAUUGGGCUUGUUAUUUGAAUUUUAAAAUGAUUUAUUUAAUUUUUAUUGAUAAGAUUGACGGAUAAUAAUUAAUUAAUCAUGGGAGUAACUGGAUUGUGGAGAUUAAUUGAAAAGUCUGGUAAACCGGUACCGCUGGAGACGUUGGAAGGAAAAAUUCUUGCUAUUGAUAUAUCUAUCUGGAUUCAUCAAGCACUGCAGGGUUAUCAAGAUCGCCGUGGACAUGCCGUACCAAAUGCACAUUUAUUACUUUUGUAUCGACGUAUCUGCAAGCUUUUGCAUUACAAAAUAAAACCAGUAUUUGUUUUUGAUGGUGGCGUUCCAUUAUUGAAGAAAAACACAAUUGCUGCGAGAAAAAAACAAAAAUCACUACUAGCUGGCAAAGCAGAUAAAGCUAAGAAUGAUUUGUUGCAUAAUCUGAUGAAAGUGUCGCUAGUAAAAGCUGUAACGUCAAAGGAUAAUGGUGAUGAGGAUAAAUCACUGUCACAAGGUUCGUCAAAACAAAGUAAAAAUAUAAAUGAUAUGUUUAUGUUACCCGAUUUACCGGAUAAUCCAGUGGAAAACGAAUCCAGUGAUUCGGAUUCUGGUAACCAGUUGAGUCCGCGUAAACACUCGAGAUGGAAAGGAAAUAUUCAUACUGUCGAUAUUUCUAAUGAUGAUUUCAAAGCUUUACCAGCCGAUGUUCGUUAUGAUAUUCUGAGUGAUUUGAAGGAAACUCGUAAACAAAAUUCUUGGGCACGUUUUAAAGAGAUACCGAAAGAAUCGCAGCAGUUCUCCAGUUACCAGAUGAUGAGAUUGCUGAAACGGAGAAAGGUACAGGAGUCGUUGGAAAUUGCUGAGAAGGAAAUGGGUGGUAAGACACUUACUUUAGAUGAGUUGGAAAAAUUAUUAACUGAUCAGGGAGUUGAUACUAAAAGUAGAGAUACUGCUUUUCGUAUUGCGUCUAAUAGUACAACGCGUUUGAUUUAUGUAAAUGAUCUUAAGUCUUUAAAAUCAAGUCAGGAGACUACGGUUACUGAUACUCAAGUCAGUAGUCAGUCUAGUUCAUUGGCAACUGAUGAUGAUUCGAAAUUAUCUGCUGUGAGUCAGGCUGGAUCUUCCCAGACAACUGAUGAUGAUUCAAAAUUACUUAUAAAUGAACCCGGUUGCUCGCAGACAGCUAAUGAUGAUUUAAAAUUAUCUGUGAUAGAUGAAGAUCCGAAAAUUUUAAAUGAUAUUGAUGAGUAUGAUCUUGAUGACGAUUGGGAUUCAGAGGUUGCAAUAAUUGACAAACCUGUUGAAUCUCCAGGUGUCAAAAAAUAUUUUGGUAAACCUGGUAACCCUGUACUUGCUUACAUGCAAGCACAGUGGGGUCUCUCGCAGGAAAAAAUUUUACAGUUUUUGGAAGAACGUAAAGAUAAAAGUAAUUCACCGGACUUGAAUAACAGCAACGGUUCAGUUAAAAGAAAAAAAUCUAGUUGUAAUAAAAAAUUGUUUGAAGUGAGGAAAAAAUCGAGGACUGAUUCUGAGUCGAGUUUCGAAUCAGUUGAUUCGAUUAAAAUUAAAGAAGUUUCCAAGCCAGAGACAAUUGAUGAAGAAAUUGUGGCUGGUUCGUCCGUCGAUAAAAUUGAAACGAUCAGUAGUUCUUCAGAUUCUGAUGAUUUUGUAGAAGUACAAGACGUUCCUAUUCCUCAAACUAAUAAAGAAAGUAAAAUUCAAGUUACUGUUAAGCCUAUCGAGCAUCUGGAUGAAGAAGAAGAUUUGUUUGCUGAUGUAUUUAAAGCUGAAGUUGACAAUAAACCAUCAGAUUUAUUUAUCUCUAAGCCAGAUCACGUAGAUCUUGAUCUGUCUACAGAUAAUUCUUUUAGUAAUAAGUCAUUAGAUAAUUCAUCAGCUAGUAGUUUAGCAGCAGAGCAAGUGAGUCCGUUGAUAAAAAAAUCAGAAGCUGAAUCCAUAAAAGUCGACGUUCCAGUAAAAGAAAAACUGAAAGCUGUUGACUUGGAAGUAAAUCCAGAUAUAGAAAAAAUUUCUGAUAAAAGUCCUGAGAAAUUUGUAAGUCAGGUACCAGAAGAAAAAGUUGCUAAUGAAGAAAUAGAAUCAAUUGAAAAUUUACCUGAACCAGUGGCAAUAAAUGAGCCAACGAUUCCAUCAGAUGAUGAAGUUCUAGCUGAAGAUCUUCCGGAAGAAAUUGUACCAGUAGUACAAAAUAAAAAACCAAAUAAAUUUAAAAAAAUGUUGUCUGAACUCGAGAGUACCAAAGAGGAAUUGAUAAAUAAAUUGAAUAAAAAAGAAAAUUUGUCGGACAUGAAGUCACAGCUGGAUAACGAAAAUCAGGAAUUGAAAAAUGAAAUUGGCAAGUUGGAGAGACAGUCACUGGAAGUUACUGAGCAGAUGCGCUGUGAUGCUCAAGAUCUUUUACGGUUAUUCGGUAUUCCAUAUUUGGUAGCACCUCAAGAAGCUGAAGCUCAAUGCGCGUACCUAGAACUUCUCAAUUUAACAGACGGCACCAUCACUGAUGACUCGGAUAUUUGGUUAUUUGGUGGUCGCUGUGUCUACAAAGACUUUUUUAAUAAUCAGAAAGAAGUUUAUGAGUAUCAAUCAAAAGACAUUGAACAUCAUUUUAAACUUACAAGGAAGCAAAUGAUCCAAUUGGCUUUUUUAGUUGGAAGUGAUUAUACCAUUGGACUGACAGGAGUUGGUACAGUAACAGCAAUGGAGAUCCUUGCUAACUUUCCAGCUGAAGGUGAUGAUAUUCUCCGGGGGUUAAUUAAUUUUAGUGCGUGGCUUCGUGGGGGAAAAUUGAGAACAGAACCAGGGAGAGCUGUGCUGAGAAAUAAACUGAAGAAUGUUGUUGUUGAUCAGGGAUUUCCUAGCCAAGCUGUCGCUCAGGCUUAUUUAUUUCCUACAGUUGACGAGAGUAAAGUUCCCUUCAGUUGGGGAAAGCCUAAUUUAGUCCUGCUGGCAGAUUACACGAGAGAAAAAUUUGGUUGGUCCAAAUUCAAGUUCGAUGAGACUAUGGGUCCUGUCAUGAAGAGAUUGUUGGAGAACAAAUCACAGAAAAAUAUCAUGGCUUACUUUAAAGUCAGCACCGUACCAAAGUCGAUUGAAGAAAAAUUAAGUAAAAGGGUACAGAAAGCCGUGAGGAAAAUGGGAACUCAUGAUAAUGCUGAUGAUCCAGAUGAUAAUCAAGAGGUCGAUCAACCGGCUGAUGAAGUAGUUAAGAAACGAAGAGUUUCGAAGAAAAAAACUAAAAUUCCUGGUAUUGUUGAUGCGAAUGCUGAGGGAGAGACUAGAGAAGACAAAUUGAAAAAAAUAAAAGAACUUGAAAAGUUACAGGAAGUUAUUCCGCAGAGAGAGAAAGACAAAGCGGAGGCGUUGGAAAAAAAAUUGAAAGCCAUUGAAGUAUUCAGAAAAUCCAGAGUCGGCCCUGGAAAUUCUAGCAAACAAAAUUCGCGCCGUAAAAAGAAUAUGAUCAAAAAAGAUGCGGGACUUUCAGAGUCCAGCAGUGAUAGUAAUUGAAUU